AUGGGCGCCCUGACGAGCCGGCAGCGCGCGGGCGUGGAGGAGGUGGACGUCCCGGCCGGCGCCGUGUACCGCUACCCGCCCAAGUCCGGCAGCUAUUUUGCCAGCCACUUCAUUAUGGGAGGAGAGAAGUUUGACUCCACGCACCCCGAAGGGUACCUGUUUGGAGAGAACAGCGACCUGAACUUCCUGGGGAGCAGGCCAGUGACGUUCCCCUAUGCAGCCCCGCCUCCCCAAGAACCUGUGAAGACCCUGCGAAGCCUGAUCAACAUCCGGAAGGACACCCUGAGACUCGUCAAAUGUGCUGAGGAAGUGAAGGGCCCCGGAGAAGAGGCCGGCAAGGCCAGGGUCCACUACAACGUGGAGUUCACCUUCGACACGGACGCACGCGUGGCCAUCACCAUCUACUACCAGGCCACCGAGGAGUUCCAGAAUGGCGUUGCCAGCUACAUCCCCAAGGACAACAGCCUGCAGUCGGAGACGGUGCACUACAAGCGGGGGGUGUGCCAGCAGUUCUGCCUGCCCUCCCACACCGUGGACCCCUCGGAGUGGGCCGAGGACGAGCUCAGCUUCGACCUGGACAGAGAGGUGUACCCGCUCGUGGUCCAGGCUGUGGUGGAUGAGGGAGACGAGUAUUUUGGCCACUGCCAUGUCCUGCUGGGCACUUUCGAGAAGCACACCGACGGCACCUUCUGCGUCAAGCCCCUCAAACAGAAACAAGUGGUGGAUGGGGUCAGCUACCUCCUCCAGGAGAUCUACGGCAUCGAGAACAAGUACAACACCCAGGAUUCCAAGGUGGCUGAGGACGAGGUGAGCGACAACAGCGCCGAGUGUGUGGUGUGUCUGUCGGACGUCCGGGACACCCUGAUCCUGCCCUGCCGUCACCUCUGCCUGUGCAACACCUGCGCGGACACCCUGCGCUACCAGGCCAACAACUGCCCCAUCUGCCGCCUGCCCUUCCGGGCGCUGCUUCAGAUCCGAGCCAUGAGGAAAAAGUUGGGCCCCUUGUCCCCCACCAGCUUUAACCCCAUCAUCUCAUCGCAGACCUCCGACUCGGAGGAACACUCGUCCUCAGAGAACAUUCCGCCGGGUUAUGAAGUGGUGUCUCUCCUGGAGGCCCUCAACGGGCCCCUCACACCGUCCCCAGCGGUGCCCCCGCUCCACGUGCUAGGGGACGGCCACCUCUCGGGCACGCUGCCCUCCUAUGGCAGCGACGGCCACCUGCCCCCUGUCAGGACGCUGUCCCCGCUCGACCGCCUGUCUGACUGCAGCAGCCAGGGGCUCAAGCUCAAGAGGAGUCUCUCCAAAUCCAUUUCCCAGAACUCGUCUGUGCUGCACGAAGAGGAGGACGAGCCAUCCUGCAGCGACUCUGAGGGGCCCCUGGCCCAGCGGGCGCCGGCGCAGCACCUCGGGGAGGAAGAAGGUGUGACUCCAGAAAGUGAGAAUCUCACCUUGUCCUCAUCAGGGGCCAUUGACCACUCCUCUUGCACGGGGACGCCGCUCUCCUCCACCAUCUCCUCCCCAGAAGACCCUGCCAGCAGCAGCCUGGCCCAGUCAGUCAUGUCCAUGGUGUCCUCCCAGAGCCAGCACUCCCAGAUCAGCACCGACACCGUGUCCUCCAUGUCCGGCUCCUACAUCGCCCCUGGCACCGAAGAGGAGGGAGAGGCCCUCCCCUCACCCGGAGCUGCCAGCAGGGCCCCCUCAGAAGGAGAGGCGAUGCCUGGGGCGUCACCAGACCGCAACUUUGUCGGCCUCACUGCGGAGGAGCAAGACGCAGAGGGAAAUGACGUCAUGGAGGACGAGGACGGGUCCCCCACGCAAGAAGAUGGCCAGAGGACAUGCGCAUUUCUAGGUAUGGAGUGUGACAAUAACAAUGACUUUGACGUCGCCAGCGUGAAAGCACUGGACAAUAAGCUGUGCUCUGAGGUCCACUUACCCGUUCCUGCAAGAAGGCGUGGGCUGUGCUAGGAUGCUGGAAACCCUUGCUGGAAAGAAGCCAGGAGGCCUCAGGAGCAUCCCGAGUCCCGCGCUCUGAGCCGGAAUGUUAGGACGUGAAGGAAGGAGGAGCAGAGACCCCCAUCGCCCCCAUGGGGAGGGGGCAGGACGUGCCCUCUCCUCUCGACCUCGCCUCCGCCUGUGGCAGGUGGCCUGGUCUUGUGUCCUCCACAGGAAGUUUGAGGCAGACACCCCCGCUCUCAUCCUGCAGAGAUAACCUGAGCCCUUGGACAGGGAAUCAGUCCAUAGUGCCCUGGAAGGGUCGGUCCUUGGACCUUAGCAUCAGGGAGAAAUCUGAAAGCCAACGUUGUGAGCCAGCGAGGGCUCUGGGACCCUGUCAGCGUGGCCAGUCCUGCUGUGCUUGCUAAACGCGGAGCCCAGAGGAGAAGUUAGGGCUCCCUGGAGCCCCGGCUUUAAAUUGGACCAGAGUUGUCAGCAUGGCCCUCAGUCCUGCUCAGGACACUGACCGGGAGUCGGGAAAGUCCUGUGUUAACACACUGAGCAGGGGCCUGCGGCUCCCCCAACUCCCCUCCGCCCCUCCUCCUCCUGUUAAGCUGCUGCUCUAAGGCUGCAGCUGGCCCAAGUGGACUCAGUCACAGCUGUCCCUGCUGCUGUUGCGGCGACGGUGUCCCUUACGUGUGCUGCCUGUGAUCCGGGUAGUUACACGGGCCCCACGUGAAGGCAGCUGCAGCUUCAGAACCACCUCCUCACAUCUGGGGUCCAGUGCUUUACUCGCUCGGUGAAGUGGCUGGAGGCCUCGGAGCAGCCCCACUUCCUGUGGUUGCCACUCUCCAUCCCCCCAUCUGCAGGAGACGCUCCCGGCCUCCCAAAGGCUCCCUGGCCACGCUCUGUUUAGUCUGUCCUGGAGGCGCCACCCGCUCUCCUGAGCCCAGGGAGCCCGACGGCGAGUCUGCUUACCCCAGGGCGCGGGUCUGGUCCGGAGCCAGGCCCACGUCACCGCUGCCCUCCCGCGCCUUCCCUCGCUCUGUCUGUCCGUUUAUUUUCCACGUCUUUUUGCCAAACGUGAAUCCGUGUGUCUGGUUUGUUUCUUUUCAAGCUCAUUUCUGUUGCCCAGACCUGGUGUGAAAGUCUGCGUCUGCUCUGUGCCAACACUGCCCCGCUGAGCUGUGCCCACCCGAGCUUGCGGGUGGGCGCCCGGACGCCCCUGCUUGGGCUCCCAUUCCUGACUGGCAAGGACCCGUGUACACUCUGAGAUUUCCCAAGGGAAAAAAAAUAGCAGUGAGGGUCUGUGAAUCCCUGUCCCACAGCCGCGGGGCCGUGGGCUGGGCUGCUUUGAGCUGGUGUCGUUGGACCCUGGGAGGGUGACGCCCCGCUCUGUGCUGGCUGACCCUGGCUGGGCUGCACGGGAGAGAGGAGACUCCUGCCUCCCUGGAGGGCUCCCCACCCGUUUUUGGCAAAGGGAAUAUUCCAGCCAACCACACUGGCGGACACGGAGCUCGCGCCUUCUGCUUCCUCCUCUUCCUAACUCCCUGCGGCCAACCUGCUUGUUGAUAUUUUCUUCACUUAGGGGACUGCGGGAGGGAGCGUGACUGGGAGGAAGAACAAACCCCUGGGGUUCCUGUGGUGACCUCAGGAAAUGCUUUGAUUGAUCUGGGGCCGCAGCUCAGGCCGCACAUGGGCGAGGAACGUGGGGUGCUCCACGGACUCUCCCCGAGGCCUUGGGGCUCUCGGGCCCGCGGGAAAGCGCUGGCUUGGCUAAACGUUUCCCUGGGUCUCCCGCUAGCACCACACUCAUAGCAAAGCACUGGGGAACUCUCUGGAAGAGUCUGCUGGAUUAACAGGGGCACCCACUGUGAGGCCCCGGGGCAGGUCUCCUACAUGCUCAGCUCUUGGUCCCGACUUACCCGUGGCCUCCUCGCUGGCCUGGGCAUGGCCUUGGGUCGACUGCUCUGGAGCCCAGUUUCUGCUGAGUCUGCUUCCCCCGAGGGGGCAACCUGUGCUCCCCCAGGACAGGCAGCUGUCAGGACCCACCUGCCAUCCGCGCUGGUCCCCCCUCAGGAGCUAGGCGGAGGGAGCCUGUGGCCGCCCCGCCCCUUCUCCUAAAAGCUUCCAGUCACCCUGGGCCCCAGCACCAGAGGGUAGUCGUGAGGGGUCCUCGAAGGGGGCAUUCAGGUGGCAGGAGUAGGUGGUGAGCAGGUUAGCGUUUCGAGGCCAAACCAAGUCAGUUUGGUCCCGGGGACCGACAGACACCCAUGGUGGCAGGAGAUAGGGGUAGGGGCCCCUGAUCCCCGGGUAUCACGCCUGGACGAGCCGCUGGGUGGGGUACGAGGCGGAGAAAAGAAAGGGCCGUCUGGGUUUGUACGUGGACUUACAAGCACGUGUUUUAAAUGACCAAACUAUGGGAGAAUGGGCGUGCUGAGUGCACGCUGGAAAUGGCGGAGGAGACCUGCAGAGAAUUCACUCUGUUCUUCAAGCCUCAUAACCCAAGCCUCAGAUGCUGCUAGAACGUCUACACUUCGUAGACACUGAAAAUUAAGUCCUGCUCGCUGCAGAGGAGGCCCUGACAGCACUGAGCGGUUACAGCGCUGGAAAAAGGGAGCCAGCGGCUGGGGAGAGGCAGGCCAGGGGCGCAGGACUUCCCUAAGUGUGCUCCCCAAAUCGACCUCUAGGGGGCUCCAUGCUCUCUUUUCUGAGUCCCCCAACGGGGUCUGAAUUGAAGCACCUGUUUGUCUCCUCCAGGGAAGUCUAACCCCGGGCUCCACGCCAGGGGCCAAGGCCCGUCCUCUCUCGGGCGCCGCUCCCGGCUCUCGCGCCCCGUGUCUUCACGGCGGGGCAUGUCAGGGCCCAGGGAGAAGAGCCCCGAGUCGGCUCCAGAGGAAAUAGUUUCCCGGCCCAGGGUUCUCCACGGCGAGUCCUUGUGGAUCGGCCAGGACGCGGCCGCGUUUUGAUUCUGUGCGUGUCUGUGUGUCUUCUCUCUCGUUUACCAUUUGCUCUUGGUCUUUCC
Molecule: messenger RNA, 4957 nt
Organism: Talpa occidentalis (Iberian mole)
Lineage: Eukaryota; Metazoa; Chordata; Mammalia; Eulipotyphla; Talpidae
Gene: RNF157
Product: ring finger protein 157
Exons: 19
Coding region: 1-1965 (654 amino acids)
Biological process (GO): protein ubiquitination
Cellular component (GO): cytoplasm
Molecular function (GO): ubiquitin protein ligase activity
Source: RefSeq, a predicted model, not a curated record